AUGUCCUCUUCUGCCUACGAAGUAACUUUUCAAACGAGCGAUAAUGAAACUAUUGUCGUAAACUGGGAAGUAUUCCGUAAAUUCGGAAUAUAUUCACCUCAGGACGACCCUGAUGCGCGGCCACGAGAUCCUGUUUCUCUUCCAAAUGUCAAUGCUGCAACCUUCCAAAAGAUUGUCGAAUAUUGCGAGCACCAUAAAGACGAUGUCAUCCCUCCACCACAGGAGGUGGAUUCAUUCACAAAUCAUAUUGGAUUCGGGUCUAUACAGCCCAUAAACAUCGAUGAUUGGGACCGAAGGUUUAUGCAAGUUGAGGAAAAAAUGAUUUUUGACAUCAUUCUAGCCGCCAAUUACCUCGAUAUCAAACCCCUAUUGGAUCUUGGGACUAAGACGAUCGGCGAGUUGAUCAAGGGAAAGUCCCCCGAGGAAAUAAGGAGGCUAUUAAAUAUAGCAAACGAUUUUACUCCUGAGGAAACGGCUCAGAUUCAACGGGAAACACAGCGGUACUAA
Molecule: messenger RNA, 507 nt
Organism: Rhizoctonia solani
Lineage: Eukaryota; Fungi; Basidiomycota; Agaricomycetes; Cantharellales; Ceratobasidiaceae
Product: Skp1 family
Exons: 6
Coding region: 1-507 (168 amino acids)
Biological process (GO): mitotic cell cycle; SCF-dependent proteasomal ubiquitin-dependent protein catabolic process
Cellular component (GO): nucleus; cytoplasm
Molecular function (GO): cullin family protein binding
Source: RefSeq, a predicted model, not a curated record